This is a messenger RNA of Exophiala aquamarina CBS 119918, 1134 nucleotides long. RefSeq lists its product as uncharacterized. The record is from RefSeq and is a predicted model, not a curated record. The annotation marks the transcript as partial. Lineage: Eukaryota; Fungi; Ascomycota; Eurotiomycetes; Chaetothyriales; Herpotrichiellaceae. Gene Ontology annotation, molecular function: zinc ion binding; DNA-binding transcription factor activity, RNA polymerase II-specific. Gene Ontology annotation, biological process: regulation of DNA-templated transcription. The transcript has 3 exons.
AUGAACAUGCCGGGUUUGGUUCGAAAGGAUAGUCUGUCGCCGUAUUCGCACACCAUGUCAGCAGAAGCUCCACCAUUGUCGCCGGCCGAUAAAAAGAGGAAUAAAUUAGGUUAUCAUCGCACAGCUGUGGCAUGCGGUCAUUGCCGCCGUCGCAAGAUUCGUUGCAUUCCUGCCUUCGACGAUCAGAGUGGCCGCUGCCAGAAUUGUAUACGCUUGAAGAAGGACUGUCACUUCUUUCCCGUUGACCAGCAGAGUCCAGCACCUGGACCGAAGCGUACUCGAAAGCCGACUGACGGGGUCCAAGAAAGUGAGACUUCCGUCUCUUCGUCACCCGCGGGCGGUGUUCUUAGAAGUAACUCCUUUGAUCAGCUCGAUGCUGGAGAAGGUGUAAUGGACACUCCCCCAAUGGGAAAAGGUAGCCCAGGUUUUCACUAUCAACAUGGGCAAAGGUCCUUCUCUAGCCAUGUAGGACUUCAAUAUCAUCCACAAUACGAUCCAAGUUUGCAGCCACAACCGCAACCAGAAGAUCUUAUGGCCUCGCCUUAUGAUAGUCAUUCACCUCGCACGUUGAGCAGUGAUGCGACCAACGCGCAAUACUACCAGCAGUACAAUCAUCCCUUACAGGGAUCAUACCACGCCCCAUUUGCCUCAGCCUCUUUACCCUCUACCGCCACGGGAUUAGCGCAAGGAAGUGGCUACCCGUAUCCUACCGGGAUACCCAAUGGCUAUCAAUGGGGACAACAUCCCGCUCCGUCGAGAUCCAUGUCAACAGGAGAGUCAGAAGACUUGACCCAUGGGUUUUCCCAUCCAUAUAGAACCAACACUUAUCCAUCUUUCGAACGGCGGAUGACGGGUGAAAUGCAGCAGAUCCCAUCCACAAAUGCCGGGUAUGUGACUAUGAGUAUCGGCAGUUCGUCAUCCACGAUACCUGCGCAACUGCGUGAGCCAUCCACAUACCACCCAAUGCAUAUGGGAAUGCAGCAAGACUGGUCCAGUGGUGGUCAAUCAGGCCAGAUGCCUGGAACAACAGGAAGUGACUACCCCUCUAGUUGGUAUCCUCAACAGGAGUUGACAGAUUUAAGAGAAGAGGAGGAUCAUCCACAUCUAGUAUCUUCUCGAGACCAUCCCUUACGA